Messenger RNA from Colletotrichum paranaense, 438 nucleotides. RefSeq lists its product as uncharacterized. The record is from RefSeq and is a predicted model, not a curated record. NCBI's taxonomy places the organism in Eukaryota, Fungi, Ascomycota, Sordariomycetes, Glomerellales, Glomerellaceae. The coding region runs from base 1 to 438 and encodes 145 amino acids. The transcript has a single exon.
AUGAGAACUCCAGGAUGCGGCUCCACUACGUGCAACUCUCCCGCAUGGUUUAGGUCUCGGGCCUGGUUCCGCGAGGUGCACUACGGGUCUAUAAUUGGCGACCUAUGCCGGGGUUGGAAUCGGGUUGAGAGAGAACCGAGUCGUCAAAACCUGCCAGUCCGGCAUCCUGAUUCAAGAAUCCCGGGAGCGGGGAAGUUGCAACGGCUGGGGGAAUGCAACCCAGGAUCCCGGACCGGCUCAGACUCUUGGUCAUUUCUGCCGAUGGGUGAGUACCUACAUGUAAAGUCUCGAGACUCAAGAGGAGGCUCCCGAGCGAUCCUAGCACAGCUCAUGGAACGUAAGCUUGGACUACAAUUGGCGAGCAUCUCAUUGGUGGUCGUAACUACAAGGACGGAAAGGUCGGGGCUAUUGGUGACAAGGGUGCCUUACUUAUGUUAG